Caenorhabditis elegans is the source of this 1903-nucleotide messenger RNA. RefSeq names its product Zinc finger protein tra-4 (gene tra-4). The record is from RefSeq and is marked reviewed. Bases 9 to 1640 code for a protein of 543 amino acids. The transcript has 8 exons. Gene Ontology annotation, cellular component: nucleus. NCBI's taxonomy places the organism in Eukaryota, Metazoa, Nematoda, Chromadorea, Rhabditida, Rhabditidae.
UUCAGGCAAUGGAUGACCCAAAUCAAUGCACUAUUAAACAGGAGGACUCCAUAACGCGACCAAGACCUACAGAGGCGCCAACGAUACAAAAUUUGAAACAAGAACCGGCGAUUGAAGAAGGUUCAUCCUCAACAAUGGAUAAUAUGCUGAUGCUUACUAUCGACACCAACCAAGCAAAUUGGCAAGGCACCUACGACGACGAUGAGAUGGAUUUGAAUAACAAGACCGAUUUGAUUCCAUUACUUGAAACAGAGAAAACGACAAUUAAUGAGGACGAGCUCUAUGACGACGAGGAGGACGAUGACGACGAUGAAGAGAUCAAAAAGGGAAUCGGUUUUGAACUUCUAGCUCAAGCACUCGGAAUGUCAGCAAAGGUUCCUGUUGAGAAAGAAGAGCCAGAGAAAGAACGUGCAAAGCUCAGUGGAGUCGGAGAAUUUAUGAAGCAAAUUCGAGGAGAAAUCAAGCCCAUCCAGAAAGAGCGAAUUGUUCUUGAUGAGUUGGGAUUUCGGGUCAGAGACCCUUCGAAGUUUCCUCCUUGCCGUAUUGCUGAAGUUCAACAGACACUAACUCUAGCCGAUCAUCAGGAUGGAAUUGAUCUUCCUCCACCGAAUGCUCCAACGGAUGUUCGGAUUGUACGCAAGCUGAUUCGACAGAAAAUGGUUCGAUGCAAAAAGUGCAAGAAUCGAUUUAUCGAGAAGAACAUUUAUGAACGACAUCUGCGCGACAAACAUCCAGAUCUCUACGAGGAAUAUAUUCGUGAACAAGAAGAAGAAGUGGAGCUGCAACGGCUUGAAGAAAUCGAAGCAAAUCGCAUUGAAGAGCUACAAACAGGAGGAUUCAUCCCGCCGGAAAACGAGAUUUCUCAACCAUCUGAGGAUCCAAACUAUAUUCCCCUUCCCGGAGAAAACAAUGGCGGCCUGGUCCCACGUUUUGACUAUUAUGGAAGAAUCAAGCAACUAAAGCGUCCGUACAAGAAAAAAGUGUCGCCGCAAUGUCCGUUCUGUGAUAAACGUUUUAGAAAUGAGUUUUCCCUCAAGAAACAUUUUGCAAAGAAGCACGAGGAGAUGGUCGAGUUUCAGCAGUGUCUCAAAUGUUUUAAAUGUGUUGAAAAUGAUGCAGAGAUGGCGAAUCACGACUGUGAAUUGACUUAUGUUUGCUUCGAAUGUACUCCGAUCAGAAAUCUUUGCACCGACAAUCGUCUCCUAAAUCACCGAAAGAAGUUCCAUCGUGGAGCGAACUCUGGUUUCCGCUGUUCGUUCUGUAACAUGAAGUUCCUUACACCGCGUAAACUUCGGAAGCACAAGAAGAUGUCCCAUGUGUUCACAAAAACGUUCCAAUGUCAUUUUUGCGAGGAGAUAUUCAUUAGUGAAGUUGCAGUGAUGACCCAUGAGAGAAUGCAUACGGGAAUUAUAAAGUUUGAAUGCAAAGUUUGCGACUUUCGUGCAAACCGAUACACUGCUAUGGAGGAACACAAGAGAGAUGAGCAUGGAUAUGUUUGCGCGAUUUGUCACGAACGUCACGCGGAAUACCCCGAGAUGAAACAUCACGUGUAUGAAGAGCACGGAGGCUACCUGGCAGCAGAUGAGCCGACAGCAUACGUGGAGACUCCGCGGAUGUGGAUACUCUACAAAGGCGAGUGAAACUUCUUCAUCAUCACAGAUCUUCAUCAAAACUACCACACUUUCAUUUGAUACAUUUUUUUUUCAAUUUUUUGUUUGUUUUUGUUUCACUUCCCGAUUAUGUUAAAAAGGGUUUAAUUUUGUCAUUUAAUGUUGAUUGUACUAUUACUGUAACACCUCUUACUUUUUUUCAGACCAUGGACGUGUUUUAAUGUUUUAAUCUAGCGUGCUAUCAAUCAUUCAACUUUAUUCAUGAUAUACACACAAAUAAAUCAGGUUACUAU